ACCAGCCACGACAUAAAUGCUGGAAUACACAACCUACUAACAGCAGGAAAGACGCAGAGAACGACAGUUGGCAACAUCGUUCACGGCGUUUAUCUGGACACGGCAAAAUCAUGUCGAAGAGAAAUAGUGGUUGUUAUGAGCCAACGACGACCAUCAAUGGCAACCAUUCGGGGACGAUGUACGUCAACCAACCUGUGUAUGCUAACAGUAAGAUGUACAAAGGCAAACCUUUGAACAAAAAAACAAUAUACACACGAGACUACACUCCGAAAAAGACCUCCCGAACUCAAGCAAUUCGUCCACCUCGGGACAUCAUUCAUUCGGAGAUGCCAGUGGGAAAUGAUACCACGCAUAAAACAGACUACCAACCAUGGGACAUCAGCUUACCGGACCUCAUUUUACCAUCAAAUAACUUGGAUACACGAGAAGGAAGCUUUGCAAAACUGACGAAUUAUAAAAACGACUACAAACCUUACAAAGUAAAGAAAGAAAAAUUAGUACGUCCCCCAACACCAGAGAAAGUAGAUCUUGGAAAAUUCCAGGACGACACAACCCACAGGGAUGACUUCAAAACGUGGACCUAUAUACCAGAACGAGGUCGUAAUCCCCACACUCAAUAUAAGAGGUCAGACGUUCCAUUCGAAAAGGAGUCGCUCUAUCGACGACAAUACAUACCACGCGAGAUAAGCAAAAACGAGAGCUGUAAACCAGAUUUUAAGCCGGCAGCGAGUGGUGAGAAAUUCAAAGGCAAAUCAACGUACACAGAUGACUAUGUACCAAGAACAUCACGCCGUGAAAAACCCAUUCGCAGAGAAGAUGACUAUGAAAUGAGCAAUGCUAAAUUUGCAAACAAGACUACCCAUAGGAGUGACUACACAGAGAAAACAACUCCCCGUGUACAUAUGAUACGACCUGAUCGUGCCCCCUACCAAUCGGAAAAACCGCUACAAGAUUCAACAACACACAAGACAGACUAUAAGCGAUGGAAAAUCAAUCUUCCUGCCAUCAUUAUACCCGAAGAGCAAUGGAAGCACCAAACUGGUAGCUCCGAAAAGACGACAACGCAUACACGUGACUACAAAAGAUACGAAAUUAAAAAGCCAGCGCUAGUACGCCCACCAGUUCCAGAUCAGGUGGACCUGGGUAAGUUUGAAGACAGUACUACCCAUAAGGAUGAUUUCAAAAGAUGGGAAUUCGUGGCAUCAGAACCGUUCAGCGACACGCACCGAUACGAACGUUCAGAUGUUCCAUUCGAGAAGAGUUCGACUUACGACAGGCAUUAUACCCAGAAAGAGUUAAGCCCAUCUAAGAGUUUCGCGCCAAAGCUAACCCCGCGUGUUUACGAUGGACCAUUUGCUGGCCAGACUGAAUAUACGGACAAAUAUUACCGUAAAAAGGACAAACGACCGGGUAUUGUUAUACCCCAGGACGAGAUAAUAGCCAUCGGGGAGCACGGUGACUACAUCUCCGAGUACCGUCGGGAAAUGGAUACUGCUGCGAUGUAAACCGCCCGUGACUGGCGCUCUAUACUAAUCCAUUUUUAGUUUUAUAUAUUUCACUUUUGUUGUGACUAGAUGUUUUAAAACAUCAUAUUUCUACUUCAUACUUCAUAUUCCAUGUUUUAUAAAUGUGUAUACCAAAAUGGUGGAACAUUCAGAGAUUCUCUGGAAAUCUCAGCUAAUUGAUGUGUAUAUAAACUGUAAUGACAUGUAAAUAGCAUAAAUAUAAAAGAUUAAUUGUCGAUAAUGUUUUACACUCUGUUAUUCAUUUCAAUUUACUGUCACUUUUUAAUCAAACACUUGUUUAAU
Saccoglossus kowalevskii is the source of this 1808-nucleotide messenger RNA. RefSeq lists its product as uncharacterized. The record is from RefSeq and is a predicted model, not a curated record. Lineage: Eukaryota; Metazoa; Hemichordata; Enteropneusta; Harrimaniidae. Gene Ontology annotation, cellular component: ciliary basal body; axonemal microtubule; sperm flagellum. Gene Ontology annotation, molecular function: microtubule binding.